AUGGUUGUUCUCCAGCCCAAUGCCGGUCAUGGCUCGAGACUUAAGACCGCUCUCCAUCGUUCACAGCAAGCUCCUGCUAUUCUAGGCCAGGAAGGCACAGGAGGCUUACUAUCUCGGUGGUAUACUAUUUUGGACAAUGAUGGCUCGAAUGAUUUCGAUUCUUUGGAGAAGCUCUUCUUCUCAUGCCUUCAAUCUGCUGAUGACAAGAGCGCGCUGUUAUGCCUCGAGCGCCUAACCCACCGCUUUGGACCAUCCAAUGAAAGGAUAAUGGCACUGCGCAGCAUAUAUGAUGAAGCGAUCGCGGAGGACAAAUUGAGUUUAGAGAGAUGUCUGAAAAAAUACGAUGACAUUCUUUCGCAGAACCCCGUCAACAUGCCAAUUUUGAAACGUCGGAUUACCCUACUUAGGUCCUUGUCUCGGCCUACAGAGGCCAUUUCCAGCUUAAUACAACUGCUCGGUGCCACGCCAACAGAUGCCGAAGCUUGGUGUGAGCUUGCGGAGUUAUAUCACUCGCAGGGAAUGUGUCCACAAGCGAUAUUCAGCCUUGAGGAGGCGCUGUUAGGAGUGCCCCAUGCAUGGAAUGUUCACGCCCGCCUGGGUGAAAUCCUUUACAUAUACGCCGGCUCAUUGGAGGACGAGGCCAUGUGCCGACAGCUACAUUCAUCUAUCCGCCAUUUCUGCAGAAGUGUUGAGCUCUGCGAUGGCUACCUACGGGGAUUCUAUGGCUUGGCACUGGCCACAGCUCGUCUCUCGGUCGAUAAAGUCCCAGAAACAAUAUCGAAGGAUCCUCCACUGGGGAGAGAAUCCUUGCGGCGCCUUCAUGAUUUAGCAACGCAAAGGCUCAAGAACAUUCUUACAACGCAGUGUUCACUUGAGCCGCGUCUUCGGGAAUACGAAGAUCAUGAGCUUGCAGCUGUCAAAUGUCUUCUCAGCGGUUCUUCUGAAUGA
This is a messenger RNA of Aspergillus puulaauensis, 948 nucleotides long. RefSeq lists its product as uncharacterized. NCBI's taxonomy places the organism in Eukaryota, Fungi, Ascomycota, Eurotiomycetes, Eurotiales, Aspergillaceae. The record is from RefSeq and is a predicted model, not a curated record. Gene Ontology annotation, molecular function: protein binding. The transcript is spliced from 4 exons. Gene Ontology annotation, biological process: protein folding in endoplasmic reticulum. The coding region runs from base 1 to 948 and encodes 315 amino acids. Gene Ontology annotation, cellular component: EMC complex.